Molecule: messenger RNA, 2880 nt
Organism: Octopus bimaculoides (California two-spot octopus)
Lineage: Eukaryota; Metazoa; Mollusca; Cephalopoda; Octopoda; Octopodidae
Product: E3 ubiquitin-protein ligase ZNF598
Biological process (GO): protein ubiquitination; rescue of stalled cytosolic ribosome
Molecular function (GO): ubiquitin protein ligase activity; ribosome binding
Source: RefSeq, a predicted model, not a curated record
AUGUAUUUACAUUACUGCUUGGUCGCUUUUAUACAAAAAUUGGCAAAGUUUGAAGACAUACCAAACAAAAACAAGAUGUUGGUCAAUUCACAGUUCAACCUACUUUUUGAAAAUUCUGAGAUAGAGAAACGGUUCAACCAACUAAUUGAGCAUCGAUGUCCGUCUUGCCUGCCUAAUAAACAAACGGAAUAUAAGUUUAGCAUGCUUCGUUCACAUCUUAGAAAUGUACACAAACUAUAUUAUUGUGAUCUGUGUGUGCAACAUUUAAAAGUUUCUCUGUUGGCUAUUUGUACUCUUUAUUUGGUAAUCUAUCAUAGUCAGACUGUCACUAUCUUUACGUCAGAAAGAAAGCUUUACACUCAAACUGAACUUGCUCUUCAUCGUAGUGUAGGGGAUCCCGAUGAUUCUGCCUAUCAAGGUCAUCCACUAUGUCAGUUUUGUCAAAAGCGUUACAUGGAUAUUGAUGAUCUCUAUCGGCAUUUGCGUAAAGAUCACUUGUUCUGCCAUUUUUGUGAUGCAGACAACAUCUCUAAUCAAUACUACGAUGAAUACAGCGUGUUAAAGGAACAUUUUCGAAAGGAACAUUAUUUAUGUGAAGAGCCCGAGUGUGCCAAUGCACAAUUCACUCAUGCAUUUCGCACUGAUAUAGACCUUAAAAAACAUAUCACUCAGGAACAUGGGCAAAAUCUUACCAAGGCCCAAGCACGACAGGCACGCACUAUUGAUUUAGAUUUCCAACUGCCUCCACGCAUCAGAGCUAGAGAUAUUGGUGGUCGUCCAGACUACAGAAAUGAAGCAAGUUCUCGUGGAAGAUAUUCUAAAGCUCAAAAAGGAAGGGCAUAUUUUGAUGGAAGAGAUGCUGAUUUACAGAAAGCUAUAGCAGCUUCUAUAGAAGAUGAGGUCCAACAUCAGCAAGCAUUAAUGAAAGCAGAAGGGGAAAAGACUGUCAGAAAGGAAAAGUCUGAAAACAGCUCUACUAAGCCUUUACUAAAAUUAAGCUUGAAUGAAGAUUUUCCAAGCCUUCCAUCUGCUACUGGAGUUAAUAAUGAUCAAAGCACAUUCCAAACCCGUUGGGCUACUCGAUCAAAUCCACAUAACUUAGCUAACAAUAUGGUUGAAGAAUUUCCAUCAUUAACAUCGAACUCUUCAUCAACUGUUAAUGCUGAGGUGAAACCAAGUCCUAAAAUUUACUAUGGUAAGAAGAAAGAGACAAACUCUCAUAAACAGAAACAACCAGUUAUUUUAUUUGAAGAAGACUUCCCUCAGUUAGCAACCUCAAAUAAGAAAAAUAAUUCUGCCAAUCAUGCCUCUGGUACACAACCAAAUGUAUGGACCAAAAAUACAAAGCAGCAACCCAAAAAGCAAAAACAAACAACAUUCAAUUAUAUGAAUAGUGAUUCAACUGAUAUAAGUCUAUUAUCAUACACAAUGCCACUGUCUGUCAACACUAAGCAGCAGACCAAUGUGAAACAACCAAGUGCCAAAGAGCAAAGCAGCAAUAAGCAAGCGUCCAGUACUAAACAGUCUGCCAGUGUUAAGCAACAAACUAAUAAUUCUAAGCAACAGGCCAGUAAUAAACAAGCCAGUAAUAAGCAACAGAGUAAUAAUAAACAAACCAGUGCUAAAGCAAAUGAUAUAUCACCUGUUGUAACAUUGAAAGAUGUUAGUAAAUUAUUAGAUAGUGAAGAAAACUUCCCAAGCUUAACAAAUAAGAAGAAAAGUCAAGAAAACAAUGUCCCUGUUGCUACUUGGCCUAUUAAAAAACCUACUGUAAAAAACUCAGAAGAAAAAAAAUCAAAUUCUUUUACUGGGAGCCUUGUGUUGAAAAGUAAAAAGAAUAAAGAAAAAAGUUCUUCUACAGAAAAGGUGUCAUGUGAUUCAUCAACUAAAGAUGUAAAGAAACCUGUGCCUGCUGCUGAUUCUUCUGAAAGUAGUGCUGCUGCCUCCGACUCUGAUAGCUCAAGAGGGAAUAGUAAAAGUUGUGUGGAUUGUGUGAUACAGUUAAAUGGUAAAGCAGAGUUGGAUGAAGGUAGGGCUGAUAAAAUAGGUAAAAACUGGGAAGAGUCAGAUGUAAAAACUGACACAAAGCAAAACACAAGUAACAAACAGCUUGAUGCUAGACCCAAAGAAUUUACUGUUCAAAAUAUACUGUCUGAAGAAGAUUUCCCUGCUCUUUGCAAAAAUGACAAACUUAUACAGGGAUCAGGUUUAAAAACUUCUGUGAAACCACCUCCUGGUUUUGCAGGUUUUCCUAACAACAAAGACAGUAGUUCAGCCUAUAAAUCUUUACUGCCCCGACCUCCACCAGGCCUUUCAUUGUCAAAUUCUGCAAUUACUAACUUUCAACAAGCACUAACUGGUCAACAUCCAAUAAAUACAACCCUUAAAUUUAAUUACUGUCCCCCUUCAAAUUUUGUGGGACGUAACCGACAAUUGAUCACUGAGAUUCGCACUGCUCUUUCCAAUGAUGAAAAUCGUUUUGACACUUUUAAAUCAUUAUCUCAAGAUUUCCGUCAUGGUGUAAUCUCAUCCCAAGAAUACUAUCGCCAGUGUUUUGAUUUACUUGGGUCUGAAAACUUCCCUAAUAUUGUUCAAGAACUUAUUGCUCUUUUGCCAGAUAUUGCUAAGCAACAGGCUUUAUUUGGGGUUCAUCAAGACAACUCCUCCACACAAAUUAACACUGCUUCAAAGCACGUUUGGACAUCAAAGGAGAACCUUCUCCAGAGUUGCCAUGUCUGCCAACAAGUACUUUCUCAAUCUGACUAUAAGGCACACAUUUCUCUCUACCAUCAAAAUAGUGACUUCACAUGGGAUUCUAGAGAGCCAUCUUCAUGGUCAUGUGGUAAUUUUCAGAAUACUAGUUUGGUUAAAGCAAAAUAA